AGAGAGAAGAUUAUUGAUAAUUGUUAAAUAGUACUAGUGUAAGUCAGAUAACAGGCGAAAGCAAAAAUAAGAAACACAAAAGAGGAGAGAGAGAGAGAGAGAGAGGAUGAAGCGCACUUGGCCACUUUAAUUUCCUGCACGCAUCCACAACGGAAAGAAGAAGAAGAAGAAGAAAUACAUAAGAGAGAAGAGGAAGAAAAGAGUUUUGAGAGAUUGUGAAUUUGUCGAGAAAAGUCAGCAAUGCCCUUACCCUUUGAAGAGUUUCAAGGGAAGGUGAUUUCUUCUUAUUUCUCCUCCGACAUAGAGCCCACCUCUGUUCUUAGCCCUCUCGCUACAUCCUCCUCCACGGUGUCUUCCUCUCACGGCGUAAACGCUGCCGUCGGAGGCGGCGGUAUCUCCGGCGGCGAUGAGCAAUGUGGAGCGAGUGAUUGGGAGCAAGUGCUUCCUGCCUCUCCCACGCAUGACCAUGACAACGACCAGAGCAUCCUGAGGCUCAUCAUGAUGGGAGACUCCCAAGAUCCUUCUCACGAGCUCAACAACAUUCUCCAGACUUCCCAAUCUCCCGCCACCUUUCACCACUCCGACUACACAUCGCUCGGCAGCUUCGGAGUCGUCGACGAUACGACCACCACCGGCUUCGGUGGCUUAGACCACUCGGUUCCACCUCUGUUUCAGUCACAAGUGCCACCGCAGCAUCCACUCCUAAUCAACCAAAGCCAGACUCAUUUCACCCAGAAUCCGUCCCUCUUCUACGGCCAUCAUCAACAUCAAAUCCCGGCGGCGAAGCGUCUGAACCAAGGGGGGUCGGUGGGUGAGGGGAUGAUAACGGAGCAGCUGUUGAAGGUGGCGGAGGUGAUGGAGAGAGGUGGGGAGACAAGUGUGGCACAGGGGAUAUUGGCGCGGCUCAAUCAACAGCUCUCAUCACCGGUGGGAAAGGCAUUCGAAAGGGCAGCAUUCUACUACAUAGAGGCUCUCCACAACAGUCUCCUCCACAACAACAAGGCCUCCUCCCCACUAAACCCCUACUCCCUCAUCUUCAAGAUCUCCGCCUACAAAUCCUUCUCCGAGAUCUCUCCCGUUCUCCAGUUCGCCAACUUCACCUCCAACCAAGCCCUCCUCGAGUCCUUCCACGGCUUCAACCGCCUCCACAUCAUCGACUUCGACAUCGGCUACGGUGGCCAUUGGGCCUCCCUCAUGCAAGAGCUCGUCCUCCUCCGCCACAACGACGCUCCUCCCCUUUCCCUCAAAAUCACUGUCUUCGCUUCUCCCGACCACCACCACCACCAGCACCAGCAGCGGCUUGAGCUCGCCUUCACUCAAGACAACCUCAAGCACUUCGCCUCGGAGAUCAACAUCUCCCUCGACAUCCAGGUCCUCAGCUUGGACCUCCUCGCCUCUCUCUCCUGGCCCUCCUCUGACAAAGAAGAAGCCGUCGCCGUUAAUCUCUCCCCCGCCUCCUUCUCAAACACGCCUUCUUCGCUUCUCCUCCGUUUCGUGAAACAUCUCUCCCCCACCAUCAUCGUCUGCUCCGACAGAGGAGGGUGCGAGAGGACGGAUCUGCCUUUCCCGCAGCAGCUCCUCCACUCCCUCCACUCCCACGCCGCUCUCCUCGAAUCCCUCGACGCCGUCAACGCCAACCUCGACGCUAUGCACAAGAUCGAGAGGUUUCUCAUACAGCCGGAGAUUGAGAAGCUGGUCCUCCUCGAUCGUAGCCGUCCCAUGAUGACGUGGCAAGCCAUGUUCAUGCAGAUGGGCUUCUCGCCGGUGACUCACAGCAACUUCACGGAGUCUCAGGCAGAGUGUUUGGUUCAACGGACGCCGGUCAGAGGCUUUCACGUCGAGAAGAAACACAACUCUCUUCUUCUCUGCUGGCAAAGGACAGAACUCGUCGGAGUCUCCGCCUGGAGAUAUCGCUCCUGACUCCUCCUCCCCUACUUUGUUUCAGUUUUUAUUAUGUAUUCUUAAUUUUAAUUUAUCAUCUAAUCAUGACACAUAUUUUCAUAAAUCUUUAGCACUUCCCGAUAUUACUUUUACUCCUCAAGUCUUGGUGCGAUUCACAAAGUAUAUGAAAUUUUGUGAUUAAUUAAA
Molecule: messenger RNA, 2088 nt
Organism: Brassica oleracea var. oleracea
Lineage: Eukaryota; Viridiplantae; Streptophyta; Magnoliopsida; Brassicales; Brassicaceae
Product: scarecrow-like protein 6
Exons: 1
Coding region: 241-1920 (559 amino acids)
Biological process (GO): regulation of DNA-templated transcription
Cellular component (GO): nucleus
Molecular function (GO): sequence-specific DNA binding; DNA-binding transcription factor activity
Source: RefSeq, a predicted model, not a curated record